Centropristis striata (black sea bass) is the source of this 5505-nucleotide messenger RNA. It is a transcript of the gene slc7a2, whose product is annotated as solute carrier family 7 member 2. Gene Ontology annotation, biological process: amino acid transport; transmembrane transport. The transcript has 12 exons. Gene Ontology annotation, cellular component: plasma membrane. Gene Ontology annotation, molecular function: amino acid transmembrane transporter activity. NCBI's taxonomy places the organism in Eukaryota, Metazoa, Chordata, Actinopteri, Perciformes, Serranidae. The record is from RefSeq and is a predicted model, not a curated record. Bases 217 to 2181 code for a protein of 654 amino acids.
GUACUGCUCUGCUCAGUGCACAUGCCAGCAUAUGAGUGUUGAGCACAGUGCUAAAACAGGAGUUUCAAGGCAGCAGUUCAUGUAAGCAGUGGAUCUAAUUUGACUUUUACCUGUGCCUCAUGUGCAGCUGAUCUGCUGUGCAAGCUGGAAGAAACACACAGACACUUCUGACUGCCUUUUUUCUGCCAUAGUGUCAUUCUAACAGCAGGUGUCGACAUGCUGGAGCAGGUUCUGUCAUUUGGCCGCUCCCUGGUGCGCAGGAAGGUGGUCGACCUGAGCAACCUGGAGGACUCGAAGCUCUGCCGCUGCCUGGGAACCGUCGACCUCAUCGCCCUGGGAGUUGGCAGCACUCUGGGUGCCGGUGUCUACGUCCUGGCUGGAGAAGUGGCGAAGGGCGACUCAGGCCCCAGCAUAGUCAUCUCCUUCUUAAUCGCCGCCCUAGCCUCCGUCAUGGCCGGCCUGUGUUACGCCGAGUUUGGCGCACGAGUUCCUAAGACGGGCUCUGCUUACCUUUAUAGUUACGUGACUGUGGGAGAGAUCUGGGCCUUUAUCACUGGUUGGAACCUCAUUCUCUCCUACGUGAUCGGCACUUCCUCGGUUGCCAGGGCUUGGAGUGGCACAUUUGAUGAAAUGAUAGGAGGGCACAUAGAGGUUUUCUGUAAGACCUACUUCAGCAUGAACUCUCCUGGCUUAGCUCAGUACCCGGACUUCUUUGCCGUCUGCCUGAUUCUGCUGCUUUCCGGUCUCCUGUCGUUCGGGGUGAAGGAGUCCGCCUGGGUCAACAAAGUCUUCACUUCAAUCAACGUCCUUGUACUCUUGUUCGUCAUCAUCUCCGGCUUCGUCAAGGGAGACGCAUACAACUGGAAAAUAUCAGAGGAAUCCCUCAUUAAUGUGACCAUAGUUACAAGGAACUUGUCGGUGACGGCCAAUGUGAGCAGUGAUUAUGGAGUGGGAGGAUUUAUGCCCUACGGCUUCAGUGGGACCUUAGCUGGAGCUGCCACCUGCUUCUACGCUUUUGUUGGAUUUGACUGUAUCGCAACUACAGGGGAGGAGGUGAAGAACCCUCAGAGAGCCAUCCCCAUCGGUAUCGUGGUGUCACUGACCGUGUGUUUCCUGGCGUACUUUGGCGUGUCGGCUGCCCUCACGCUGAUGAUGCCCUACUACCUGCUGGAUGAGAAGAGCCCUCUGCCCAUGGCCUUUGAGUAUGUGGGCUGGGGCCCUGCCAAAUAUGUGGUCGCUGCAGGUUCUCUGUGUGCCCUAUCCACCAGUCUGCUGGGCUCCAUUUUCCCCAUGCCUCGUGUAAUCUAUGCUAUGGCACAGGAUGGGGUGCUUUUCAAAGUCUUAGCCCGAAUCAAUCCUAAGACGAAGACCCCCCUUAUUGCCACUAUGACCUCCGGUGUAGUAGCAGCCAUCAUGGCUUUCCUGUUCGACCUCAAAGCGCUGGUUGACAUGAUGUCCAUCGGCACUCUGUUGGCCUACUCCCUGGUUGCUGUCUGUGUACUGAUUCUCAGGUACCAGCCAGAUGGAUCCCUAGAGCGGCGGGCAGGCACUGGAGAGAGAGACUACCUGUCCCCUGAGGGAGAGUCUGACCUGACAGAGUCAGAGUCUCACCUCAACAUGCUGAAGGGAGGCAGCUCCACCCUGCAGGCCGUCCUGCACCCUCCUGUCUCCCCCUCGGAGCAUUCCUCCAGUGUGGUCAACAUCUCCAUCUGUGUGCUGGUGCUGGUGGUGUGCGUGGUCAGCUAUCUCACCACCUACCACAUCCCCUGCAUCCUCAGCAUGGAGGUGUGGAUCCUGGCUGUGUUGACCCUGUGUCUCCUCAUCUUCAGCGGCUGCGUCUUCAUGGUCUGCAGACAGCCUCAGACCAGCAAGAAGGUCUCCUUCAUGGUUCCCCUUCUGCCUUUUCUGCCCAUUGUGAGCAUAUUUGUCAAUAUUUACCUCAUGGUUCAGCUGAGUGGAGACACCUGGAUACGUUUCUCUGUGUGGAUGGCUGUGGGCUUCCUGAUCUACUUUGGCUAUGGCAUGUGGCACAGUCUGGAACGUCAGCGCAACCUCCAGAACCCUUUAAACGGCAGCAGCAGCCAGGAACACAAGACCAGCGAGGAGAAGCAGGGCGGUACGGGUGCAGUGGGAAAAGACCAGGAAAGUUUCAUCCGCCCAGAGAAGACCAGCCAGUGUUAAAAUGAAAAAACUGUGAGAUGACUGAUGAAGCGCCCAGCGGCUGAUGCACCUGUUUAUCCAGCUUCAGCAUGCGGUGCCUCAGUCACAAACACAUUCAGUCUGCGUCUUCAGGCAGCGUCUGAACUCUGUUCCAGCGGCCACAUGAUGGGGAGCCGCUCUAUCACUGUGAUGGAACCACACCCUGUAGGUCACAUUGCGCUUUAUGGACAGCAUGGAGGCAGAAUUGCAAAGGACAGGUUACACACUGGAGAGUGAUGUUCAUUUCCUUUAUCACUGAGGCAGUCAGUGCAAGACUGCAGCUACGCUUUUUUCUGUCAGUAUGGACUUUUUAGUGCAUGACACACAGUUUCUGUCAAUCGUUACAUUUUAUGCAGGUUUGUACAGGUGGGUUUUUAAAUGUCAUGGUCCAGAGUAUUAUUAGAUUUUGAUACACCAAUUAUGUACUACUAUUAAAAAGUAAUGCUAGUUUGUGGUAGAAGCACUCACUGGUCUUUGACAUACAGGUUCAUCUCAAUAAAUUAGAAUAUCAUAGAAAAGUUUAUUUAUGUCAGUAAUUCAGUUCAAAAAGUGGAAAUAACACAUUAUAUAGAUCCAAACAAGAUUACAAACAGAAUGAAAGAUUUCAUGUCUUCAUUUAUUUAAUUUCUUCUAAUGAUAAUGAUUAUGGCUUACAUUUAAUGAAGACCUAAAAUUCAGUGCCUCAAAAAAUGUUUCAUAUUACAAAAAGCAUUUUUUUUAGUUAAAAAAAAAUUAAUUAUUCUUUUCGAACCGAAAAAAUAAACAACAUAAACUACAACAGCGUAUGCUAGAUGCAUAUACAUAUUCAUACACAUACUCACAUAGGCACCAUUAAACAGAUGUACAUAAACAUAUAAACAUUUAUAUACAUACAGUAUAUAUAGCCCUAUACAUAUACAUGCAUCUGCCCCGUCUAAGUAAUAAGAUAGAUAUAAGAACCAGUUAAGUUAAUAUUCACUACGCAUUUCCUUAUAUCAUUUAAAAAGUAUAAAUUAAAAAAGUUAAAAAAAAAAAUCAAAAUAUAGAAAUGUUGGCCUCUGAAAAGUAUGUCCAUCUAUAUGACUCAAUACUUGGUUGGAGCUAUUUGACUUGAACUACUGGAAAUGGACUUUUCCAUCAUAUUCUAAUGUAUUGAGAUGCACCUGAAAUGCUGACUAAACAUUAGGUCAAAGGUAUGCUGUCAAUCAUAAAGUUAAAAUAUAUAUUUUAGAGCUAUUUUGUGCAUAAUUGUUUUAUAUGAAUGCAUAUAAAAGUGUGAUAUGUGUAUAAAAAGGUUAUAAAGACACUGCCGCAUUUAGACCAAGGUACAAUAUGCAAUAGUUUUGUAGGCACUUAACAUGUUGUGACUUGCCUGGUGCCAGGCGUCUUCUCUCGGUGUUAUGUAACAGAUCUUAUCAGUCCGUGCUGAGGUGAUUGAGCUGUCAGUCACGGUGGCUUUAUUCAGCAAAGGUUUACUUUUUUAAUUUCUGCUCGGGUGUGAUUUAUCUGUGAACUGUUACAAUCUGAAUUUAAAGGUGUUUGAUACUGAACUCGAAAGGUAUUUUUUUUUUAGUAAAAGUAUUUUUCACUCUAUCAGAUAACAACAUGCUGUAUUUUCCUCUUUGAUAUUUGUGCUAUAAUUAUACAAACAUGCUGUUAUUGGAUCUCUUUUAACCAGCCACCUAACAAUCAGUACAGCAAUUAAUUACAAGCAGUGGGGAAAAGUAACUACAUACAUUUACUCAAGUACUGUACUUAAGUAUCAGUUUGAGGUACUGGUACUUUACUUGAGUAUUUCCAUUUUAUGUAACUUUAUACUUCUACUCCACUACAUUUUGAGGCAAAUAUUGAACUUUUUUACUCCACUACAUUUAGCUGACAGCUUUGGUUACUUUUCAGGCCGAGAUUUAAUAUAAAAACACGAUACAUUUACCUUGAUUUGACAUUUGUUGAAAUUAAAACCUCAUAAGUAUGUUAUGAAGACAAAAUUAAUCCUUGAGAAAAUUAAAAUGCUGCUUGGAUAAAUACAUUAAUUAUAUUAAUAAUCCAAUAAUAUAUUUGGGAUAUAUAAAACAAUCUAAGUUGAUCCAUUCUGCAUAACGAGUAUAGUUUUACUUUUGAUGCUGAUACUUUUAUACUUUUACUUCAGUAAGUUUUGAAUGCAGGACUUUUACUUGUUGUGGAGUCAUUUCACAGUGUGGUAUUAGUACUUUUACUUAAGCAAGAGAUCUGAAUACUUUUUCCACCACUGACUACAAGUUAAAGUAUUACUGUAUAUGAAGUAUGUCUGUCUUGUCACAUACAGUCAUGAAAAACAUUGUUAGACCGCCUUGUUUUUCUUCACUUUAUUGUUGAUUUUAAUCCCUGGUACAACUAAAUGUACAUUUGUUUGGACAAAUAUAAUGAUAACAACAAAAAUAGCUCAUAAGAGUUUAAUUUAAGUGCUUAUAUCUAGACAUUUUCCAUGGUUUUCUAGACAAUGAUUUUGGUUAUUGUCAAAUAAACCAUGGAAAAUGUCUAGAUAUCAGCUCUUAAAUUAAACUCUUAUGAGCUUUUUUUGUUGUUAUCAUUAUAUUUGUCCAAGCAAAUGUACCUUUAGUUGUACCAGGGAUUAAAAUGAACAAGAAAUUGAAGAAAAAGGGUUGUCUAAUCAUUUUUUCCAUGACUGUAAUUUAGAAGAACUGAGCAUAUUUACAGGUUUAUUCUCAUGUGUUGAGAGUCUCAUUUCUUUGCAUCAUAACAGGUUUGAAGAGACUUCUAAACUGCCUUAAGAAUAUGUUCCUUAACUUUUUGCCUCUGGGCUUUCAGGGACCACCCUGUUCUUUCUUGUACUAUGUAAGGCUCAGUGAGCUCUAGUUGACACUUGUUUUCUGUACUGCCAGUGUUUAAUGUCAAGUCUACACUUUUCAUAGGCCAGAUACUGAGGCUGUAGGAGGAUAGUGAUUGAUUAAUUGAUAGGAUUGAUUCAUACUGUAUGUGCAGUGCGGGGGAUUCAAGGGGGACAUAUUAUGAAAAACCUGCUUGUAAACAUGUGAACAACUUGUCUGUUUUUAGAACCUGCUAAACAUGUUUCUAGCAGAAACCCAGAAUACAAGUAUGAACCUGAAAAUGAGCAGAAUGAGUCCCCUUUAAACGAAUGUGGAACAAAUAGAGAAGCUAGUAUCAGCAGGAGAGAGGUAGAUAUUCUAUAUAGUGAACCUCUACAUUACCAGUGUAGAGUCUUCCAGUGAGGUUUCAGGAUAAAGAUCUUAGAAAUAAUGAUGUCAUGAUGUAGUAUCACUUGUUAGCAGCAGCACAGACAAGUACAAUAAAUGUAUUUUACAGUAA